CAGACUACUUUGACGUUUGAGUGUGUUUACUGUUUUUUUGGUUAGUUUGAACGAAAAUAAAUAGACAAAAAGUUACACUGCUCAGCUUCUCAUUAUUUUUGGUAGACAAACAUCAAACAAUGGCAGGAGAAGUAAUUGUUGAUGCUUUACCCUAUAUCGACGAAGGAUACAAUGAAUCUGGAGUUAGGGAUGCCGCCCUUGCUAUGGUUGAAGAAGAAUGUAGAAGGUACAGACCCACGAAAAAUUACUUAGAACAUCUACCACCCCUAAAUAUAUCAUCUUUCGAGACUCAAAUGAUGCGCAAUGAAUUCGAAAGGCUACAAAACAGGAGCCCUAUGGAACAUUUCUCUAUGAAACGUUAUGAACUGCCGCCUCCGCCAAGUGGUAAGGUGAACGAAAUCAGCGCUUGGCAAGAAUGUGUGGAUAACUCUGAAGCCCAACUGAGGCAUCAAGGAGUGCGAAUAAUGAAUUUGAAUUUGAUGAUAGAAUAUUUUUGUCCAACAUGGCAAAGGUUUCUGCAAACUGUAACCGAUACGGAAAAGAUAACUACUGCUAAGGUGGUGGCUCUACGACAGUCCUUACAAGAACUGAACUGGCAGAGGAAGUCUAGUCAAACAAAAGUGGGUGAACAAUUGAAAGAUUUGGAAGCGAAGUGGGUACAAUUAGUCUCUAAAAAUUACAGUAUUGAACAAGCUUGCUGUAUGAUUGAAGAAUAUAUAAAUAAGAUAAAGCAAAAACCAGAAUUAAUGUUGGCAGAAGACAAAGAUAUGGAAAACAUGUUGAAGCCCAUCUGAUUGAUAGGUGAUUUGGAAAGUAAGAUGAAAAAUAAAAAUGCUAAUAUUUACUGAAAAA
This is a messenger RNA of Coccinella septempunctata (seven-spotted ladybird), 852 nucleotides long. RefSeq names its product pre-mRNA-splicing factor SPF27 (gene BCAS2). The record is from RefSeq and is a predicted model, not a curated record. Gene Ontology annotation, cellular component: Prp19 complex; catalytic step 2 spliceosome; precatalytic spliceosome. Gene Ontology annotation, biological process: mRNA processing. The coding region runs from base 120 to 794 and encodes 224 amino acids. The transcript is spliced from 2 exons. Lineage: Eukaryota; Metazoa; Arthropoda; Insecta; Coleoptera; Coccinellidae.